CCCGAAGCUUGAGUUGACGAACUUGACAUGUGGAAAAACGUCCGAAACGUUCAAACAGCGUUCGCGCGCUUUUUGGAGAAUUGUUUUCUUUUCGUAUCGGCAUGUAGACGGGGAAUUUGUGCGCGUGUGAAAAAACAGUGAAAAUCGACGCAAAAUGGUUUCAAUCGAAACAAUUCGUGAGCAAUUUGACGAACUGGGCAUCGAACCAUCGGAUGAAGUUGUAAAUAAAUGUAUUGAAAUAUGUAUCAACAACGAUAUUACCGAUCCGGUCGAGUUUGUAGAACAAUGGAUGGCGUACAGCGUGUCCAAACUGAGCGGUGCCGAACCAACGGUUGCCUACCUCAACGAGAUGGAAGCGCACGAGUACACAAACAAAGCGCGGAAGGCUACCAAGCUAUCUGGGAUUGUGGCAGCUGCCGGGAACGUUGGAGCGUCUCCACGUAUGGACUCAAAAGUCGGCAAAAUAACGACGUACCGCAAUGUGGAUUCUGUCGUUGAGCAGGAUGUGCUGGAAAUGUAUGGCUGCAUUACACCAAAGAGCAAAAAGUCUGCCUCAAGCAAGCAACACAAUGUGAACACACCAGACGGUGUUCGUGGCGCUGGUAGUCCAUUCACAACCGUUACUUACUCCCCAAUAUCUGGUGCUGCUGCGUCCAGGAAGAAUGAUCCAAAUGUACCGAGCAAAGCUGGCCAGGUCGUGUACACGUAUGGCAGUGCGAAGCUGUUGAAACAAUCCAAUUGGUUACCAAACACCACGAUCAAGAGUGCCGUUGAAAGCAGCAACAUAAACGACGAUGACGACGAUUCCAUCGCGACGACCGACGAUCAUGAACGAAACAAACGGCGCAUUGGUGGACCACCAUCAUCGGGGCGUCGCGGGACUACAGGAGUAAGCAUCGCAAUGAAAGCGACACAGUUUGCUAACGAUGGGUGCAAGUACAUGUUUGACACGAGCUACGAUCGUGUGAUGAUCCUCGGCGACCGCAUCUACGAAUGUGGCAACGCGAUCUGUAGUCGGUUGGCGCUGGAAGCGAAGCAAUCAAGGCAGAAACAGCAGCAUGAAAAAGCUGAUCCUGUCAAUCAGCCCGAUACGACAGCUUUGGUUGUGCCGCUCACCGUGAAGGAAGAACCAAAGGAGAUGGACGAUGACGACGAGACUGCAAACGACGUGAUGGACGAAGAGAAAUACUGCAACUGGUUCGAUGGCAUCAAGGUGCACCAUGUAGACUAUCCCAGCUCGGAACCGAUCCGAGUGCUGGGAAGGAUCGUUGCCGAAUCGUCCCUCAUUAGUACUAGCCAUAGUACGAACGGAACGGCUUCUUCUUCGGACAAGGUAGCAACAUCGUCCAGCCGAAAGCACCACGCUAGCAAAUUAGCUAUCGUAGAUUUCGAUGAGCAUACGCUGCGUUACACGCGGCUCGACUUGAGCAAGGUGCAGGUCCCGGCGGGAUGGUCGCUCUUCCCCGGGCAAACCGUGCUGCUCGAGGGCGUCAAUCCACGUGGCAUAUUGUUUUCAGUGAGUCAUAUACACAGUGAACGAACGCUUGCCCUUCCACGCGCACCUACUAACCUGGACAAAACCCUAACGCUAGUGAUAGCGAGUGCUCCAUUUACGGAUAGCGACGAUUUACUCUACGAGAAGCUUUCCAGCCUGCUGCUUUACUGCGCUAACAAUCCCCCCGAUGUGCUGAUCCUGGCCGGUCCAUUUGCCGACGCCAACUGCAAGCUGUACGCAGAGGUGGCCGAAACGUUUGACGAAUACUUCGAGAAGAUCAUCGGCACGAUCAUGAACUCGAUCGAUGGCCAGACGCAGGUGUUUAUCGUCGCAAACCACAACGAUUUGGUGAGUGGCUUCGUGUACCCUACACCACCGUACAAAGUGGCCAGCUUUUACAAGAACCUGCACUUCCUGCCCGAUCCGUGCGUGUUCAGUGUGGAGGGUGUGGAAUUCGGAGUCACAACGGUGGACAUCAUAAAGCAGCUGAACGAUAGUGAAUGUACGGCUGCACACGCGACCAUGGGCGGAGGACCGGCAGCAGCCGCACCUGUUGCGGGAGGUGAUAAAAUCAAGCGGGCCUACAGUCACCUCUUUCAUCAGGCGUCAUUCUAUCCGUUGAAUCCACCCCCAGAAGAUGUACCGCUGGACGUCGAUAUGUUGAACGAGUUUGGCCGGUUGAACCGGGUACCGAAUGUAAUGAUUUGUCCAAGCGCGCUGAACCGAUACGUACGGGAAAUAAAUGGUUGUGUUUGCAUUAAUCCUGGCUUUGUCGAUGGCCAUUCCGGAGACGGCUCAUAUGCGCGAUUGAUCAUUCAACCCCCGGAAAUGGAGGAUCAGCAGCUACAGAAAGAAAGUCAACCAACGGCUACUACCCCAUUGCAUCCUGCACCAGCGAGUUACAUUGCCUGCCAAAUUGUGAAAACGUGAUGUUGUUUGAACUAAUAAAUAGACGAAAGGUGGACGGCAAGCAAA
Messenger RNA from Anopheles stephensi (Asian malaria mosquito), 2470 nucleotides. It is a transcript of the gene DNApol-alpha73, whose product is annotated as DNA polymerase alpha subunit B. The record is from RefSeq and is a predicted model, not a curated record. Gene Ontology annotation, cellular component: alpha DNA polymerase:primase complex. Gene Ontology annotation, molecular function: DNA binding. The transcript is spliced from 5 exons. The coding region runs from base 155 to 2425 and encodes 756 amino acids. Gene Ontology annotation, biological process: DNA replication initiation; DNA replication. NCBI's taxonomy places the organism in Eukaryota, Metazoa, Arthropoda, Insecta, Diptera, Culicidae.